GGGAGGUGGGUCGCGUUGGAUUCGGGGGGGGGGGGGGGGGGGAGAUGGAGGACGUGGAGGACAAGCUUAAGGACUACGAGAUCGUCAAGGAAGGCGAGGCGGAGAUCAUCAUCCACAAGAAGAUAGCAACGAAUGAGGUGUUCUACAAUCCCGUGCAGAUCCACAAUAGAGAUAUGUCAGUUGCUGUUUUAAGGACUUUCGUUACCAAGCGCAAGGAAGAACAUAAGGCAAUGAUGGACAAGAGGGGCAGGGCACAUGAUAAAGUGGGCCAGGGCAAAUCAUCUGGCCCAAAUGGAGAGAAUGGUUCGACAGGACAACAUGAUGAAACAAAUGUUGUUGCUGAAAAGGAAAUUAAAAAAGUUGCAGAUCAAGUAGAAGAUUUGUCAAACAAAGCAACCAAGACACCUUUGCGGAAAGUAGCCAAAGAGCUUAAGGCUCCAAUUGUUCUUGAGGCAUUGGCUGCUUCUGGGUUGAGAUCUAUCCGUUAUGCUCGUGAAGUAGAUGGGUUAGAAAAGGUGGUUGCUCUGGACAUUGAUAAAGCUUGUAUUGAAGCUUGCAAGCGGAAUAUAAAGUUUAAUGGUGCUUCUGCUAUGAGUAAGAUCGAACCUCAUUUGACCGAUGCUCGAGUUUACAUGCUUACACAUCCAAAAGAAUUUGAUGUGGUUGAUAUUGACCCCUAUGGAGCGCCUUCUAUUUUUCUUGAUUCGGCUGUACAGGCUGUUGUUGAUGGUGGGCUAUUAAUGUGCACCGCCACUGAUAUGGCGGUUCUGUGUGGGUCAAAUGCUGAAGUUUGCCACUCCAAGUAUGGUUGCUUUCCAACCAAAGGCAAGUAUAACCAUGAAAUGGCUCUGCGAAUUCUUCUUGCUAAUAUUGAGAGCCAUGCAAAUCGAUACAAGCGAUAUAUUGUGCCUGUUCUCUCUGUAUCCAUGGAUUUCUACAUCCGUGUUUUUGUCCGAGUUUUCACCUCGGCAAAUGAAGUAAAGAAGACUCCCCUGAAACUUUCUUAUGUAUAUCAAUGUGUUAGUUGUGACUCAUUCCAUCUUCAGUGUGUUGGUAGAACUGUAACUAAGGAUAAUACUGUGAAGUGUGCGCCUGGCAUUGGGCCUGUUGUUCCUCAAGGGUGCAGUGCCUGUGGGAAGAAACUUACCAUGGGAGGACCAAUAUGGUCUGGUCCUAUGCAUGACCAAGAAUGGGUAGUUUCUACUUUGGCAGAAGCUAAGUCAAGGAAGGAUAGAUAUCCUGCAUAUAAUAAGAUAGCUUCAGUUCUGACUACCAUAUCAGAGGAGUUACAUGACAUCCCGCUGUACUUCAGUCUCCACAACAUAUGUGCUAAUGUUAAGUGCACAUCUCCGUCAGCCGUAUUGUUCCGGUCUGCAGUUAUAAAUGCAGGCUAUCGGAUUUCUGGCACCCAUGCGAAUCCACUUGGACUAAAAACUGAUGCCCCUUGGGAUGUUAUUUGGGACAUCAUGCGCUGCUGGGUGAAGAAUCAUCCUGUAAAGGAACAACCACAUGACUCUCAAGCGGCAGCAAUCCUUUCAAAAUCACCCAAGCUUGAAGCAAAUUUCUCUAGAGUAGCUUCUGCCAUCAGCAGGGCUCAAGCAAAGAAGAUCAAGCGGUUCCUUCCGAACCCAGAACGGCAUUGGGGUCCAAAGAUCAGGGCUGGCCGGAAGAUUACAAGUAAACACGCUUCUCUGUUAGGUCCGGACGUCGUCAACCGUGCUAUCAAUGGGGCUGCCAGCACCAAAGAUGAAAAUGUGGCCGCGCCAAAUAAUCCAACCCCAGAAACUGGAGGAACUGCAACGAAUGGAGAGGAUGAACCGUCGACAAAGCGCCAAAAGAACUGCGAUGACAGACUGUCAACCGAGCCUUAAUCGUCACUUAACCUGAGUGUACUUUUCUCUAUCACCACUCAUUUCUGAUAUUUCACUUCUCUUGUGAGUGCGGCUGAUGGGCUUUAUCUAUCAGCUGUUGGUCAAAACUGUUUCUUGCAAUGAAUUUUGAUAGGGAAAAAAUAGCUUGAAAUUUACUUUCGGUGUGUCAUUCUAUAUGCCAAGUAGCGCAUCUGCCAAACUGAUGCUAUAGCCUAUAGAUUAAUUUUGUCUCCAGUUGAACGGGUUUCAUCUUAUAUAUUAUUAUAUUUUUGGUGUGUCA
Messenger RNA from Oryza brachyantha (malo sina), 2151 nucleotides. RefSeq names its product probable tRNA (guanine(26)-N(2))-dimethyltransferase 1. The record is from RefSeq and is a predicted model, not a curated record. Gene Ontology annotation, molecular function: RNA binding. Gene Ontology annotation, cellular component: nucleus. The transcript has 12 exons. Bases 45 to 1871 code for a protein of 608 amino acids. Lineage: Eukaryota; Viridiplantae; Streptophyta; Magnoliopsida; Poales; Poaceae. Gene Ontology annotation, biological process: tRNA N2-guanine methylation.